Haliotis rubra (blacklip abalone) is the source of this 426-nucleotide messenger RNA. Its product is annotated as myoblast growth factor receptor egl-15-like. NCBI's taxonomy places the organism in Eukaryota, Metazoa, Mollusca, Gastropoda, Lepetellida, Haliotidae. The coding region runs from base 4 to 426 and encodes 140 amino acids. Gene Ontology annotation, biological process: multicellular organism development; protein phosphorylation; cell surface receptor protein tyrosine kinase signaling pathway. The record is from RefSeq and is a predicted model, not a curated record. The transcript is spliced from 2 exons. Gene Ontology annotation, cellular component: signaling receptor complex. Gene Ontology annotation, molecular function: ATP binding; transmembrane receptor protein tyrosine kinase activity.
AUCAUGGAAUACGUUCCUGGAGGAAACCUGUUGCAGUUUCUUAGAAACAGACGUCCCCAGAAGGUGAAGGACGAUGAAGAGGUGACGGGCGAAGGAACCGGUGGAGAGCGAGAAGAAACUGGAGAGGCCAAAGAAGAACGGAAGUCUGAAGGAAAUGAUGGCAUGGAACAGAUGAAUAUAUUGUCAUCACGUGACUUGUCCUCAUUCGCUCUACAGAUUGCAAAAGGAAUGGCGCACAUUGCCUCUCAAAAUAUAAUUCACAGAGACCUUGCUGCCAGGAAUGUUCUCCUUGGACUAGGGAAUGUCUGCAAGAUCUCCGACUUUGGUCUGUCACGUGACAUGGAGGGGAGUGACGAAUACGAAGUGUCGACAAUGAUAAGUAUUUCAGACUUUCAGGCGGAACAUUGUGGGAAACACAAUGCAUGA